AAAGCCCUCCGUAAACCCCUCGUGACGAAGAGAGAGGGAAGGUAGUGUGAAAUGAAAUGAGAGAGGAGGUUGCUGAUCAAAAUGGGUGCAGCCUCCAUUUCCAGAACACUGACCAGGAGGCUCUGUAAUGGCGGUGGGUCGCCGGUUGCUCUGGGCAGGAUCUGGGUCCCUCUGCCACCACAACCGCAGGCAUUCUCUUCUUCUUGUUGUUCCUUCUCUAGCUACGCCAUCUCCUCCUCCGUGCCCGAGUCCCAAUCAGCGUCCUCUUCCCAAGUUCACGGGAAUGAAAGAAGGUGGGGAUGGUCAAAAUUGUUGCUGUUCCUCCCCGGAGCUCUCACUUUUGGCCUUGGAACUUGGCAGAUUUUCAGAAGACAGGAUAAGAUUAAAAUGCUAGAAUAUAGACAGAAAAGGCUGGAAAUGGAACCCCUGAUGUUUAAAAGCAUAUCUCCGUCCAAUGGAAAAUUGGAUUCUCUGGAGUUUAGGAAGGUGAAAUGCAAAGGAGUUUUUGAUGAGGAAAGGUCAAUCUAUGUGGGCCCUCGUUCAAGAAGUAUUUCAGGAGUGACUGAAAAUGGCUACUAUGUCAUCACACCCCUCAUGCCUAUACCCAACAGCACAGAGAGUGUGCAGUCGCCAAUUUUGGUCAACAGAGGAUGGGUUCCUCGUAGCUGGAGAGACCAGUCUUUGGAAGAUUUACAAUCCGGCAAAAAGCCUCCUAUUAUACCACCCCCCUCUGUUGAAGAUAGUGAAGGAAGCUCUUGGUGGAGGUUUUGGUCCAAGAAGCGUAAUAACGUUGAGGUCAACAUCCCUGCUGUUAUUCCUACAGAAGUUGUUGGAGUAAUUCGAGGGAGUGAGAAGCCUAGCAUAUUUGUUCCGGCAAAUGAUCCAAGCUCUUUUCAGUGGUUCUACAUUGACGUUCCUGCAAUUGCUCGUGCUGCUGGACUGCCUGAGGAUACUAUCUACAUUGAAGACAUAAAUGAAAAUGUCAAUCCGAGUAACCCUUACCCUGUUCCAAAGGAUGUCAAUACCUUGGUUCGCAGUUCAGUCAUGCCACAGGACCAUCUCAAUUAUACAUUGACAUGGUAUUCUCUUUCUGCUGCUGUCACAUUCAUGGCUUUCAAGAGAUUAAAGCCCAAAAGGAGUCGGAGAUAGCAUUUCUUGUAAGCAAUUACUUUUACAAAUCAUAUAUUCUUCUUCAUGCGAGAACGUGGAGCUGUUAAAUCCAUUUCCCUUGUCUAAUUUCCUUAUCAAAUUGAGCGAAAUUUUAUUUCUUAGUUCAUGAUCAGUUCUCUCUCAGACGGACUGGGAAGACAUUUUCUGGACCAGCUGCUUUCCUCGUUAAACAAGCUAAUAUACAUGAAGGCAGUCAAUUCAGUGGAAAAUAAUGUUCUAUUUUGUGUUUUUCUUAUCAUUUUUUUUUUUUUUUUAACAAGCAUGACAUGAUGUAGUUUCUGAUCUACCAGAUGAUAUGGCCCAUUGGCCCAAUAUAGAGCUGAUUUUUGAAGUUG
Molecule: messenger RNA, 1505 nt
Organism: Corylus avellana
Lineage: Eukaryota; Viridiplantae; Streptophyta; Magnoliopsida; Fagales; Betulaceae
Gene: SURF1
Product: Surfeit locus 1 cytochrome c oxidase biogenesis protein
Cellular component (GO): membrane
Source: RefSeq, a predicted model, not a curated record